Molecule: messenger RNA, 336 nt
Organism: Ipomoea nil (Japanese morning glory)
Lineage: Eukaryota; Viridiplantae; Streptophyta; Magnoliopsida; Solanales; Convolvulaceae
Exons: 2
Coding region: 1-336 (111 amino acids)
Source: RefSeq, a predicted model, not a curated record
AUGCUGGUUAAUGGAAGACCAACUGAGGAAAUAGUACCGACGAGGGGACUCAGACAAGGAGAUCCUUUGUCUCCGACUCGUAGGCAAAAAGGGCUAAUACAUGGUUGUAGAGUGGCCAGGGGGCACCAUCUAUCUCACACUUGUUUUUUUGCAGAUGACAGUCUGUUUUUCUUUAAAGCUAACUUGCAGGAAGCAUUGGAAGUAAAGAAAUUUAUGGGUAUUUAUGAGUCUUUCUCGGGUCAGGCGGUUAAUUUCCAAAAGUCUAGUAUUACUUUUAGCCGUAAUACAAAUGUGGAGGAUAGGGACCUUGUGGCGGAUGCAUUGGCUGUUGGCUAG